CGGAGCCUGCCCGCUAGUGCUCCGCCCUCUGCCCGGCUCUUGACUAUCGCCAAUGAAAAGCGCUUCUAAUGCAAUCGAUGCUCGGAAGAGCCAAUCCCACUCCUCCAGGCAUCCCUUCCUCGCCCGGGCCGGGCCCUGCCCCCUCCUAUUUCUCCUGCUUGAGAUGGGCUCAGCCAAGAGCGUCCCAGUCACUCCAGCGCGGCCUCCGCCUCACAACAAGCUGCUGGCUCGCGUGGCGGACCCCCGUUCACCCAGCGCCGGCAUCCUGCGCACUCCCAUCCAGGUAGAGAGCUCUCCUCAGCCAAACCUGCCAGCAGGGGAGCAGCUGGAGGGCCCUAAGCAGUCCCAGGACUCAGAUCCCCGCUCUCCUACCCUUGGCAUUGCACGGACACCUAUGAAGACCAGCGGAGAGCCCCCAAGCCCACUGGUGAAACAGCUGAGUGACGUAUUUGAGACCGAAGACCCCAAAUUAAAUCUUCCCCCAGAGCCUGUUCUGCCCCUAGAGACACCUUCAUCUUCUCCACUGGACUUGCCUCUGGGCACCCAGUUUUCCCUUGAGGAUCAGAUGUCACCUUGGAGCCAGACUGAACCCUCCAGGCAGGUGUUUUCCAAGGAGGAAAUAGGACAUGCCUCAGAAACCGCUAUGGCCAGCCAGGACUCAGACAAGCCCUCGAGAGACCCCGAGACUCCUUGGUCUUCAGGUUCUAAGUGCAGCAGAUGGAAAGCAAACAGCAAGGUGCUAGGGAGAUCUCCUCUCACCAUCCUGCAGGAUGACAACUCCCCUGGGACUCUGACACCACGACAGGGAAAGCGGCCUUCUCCCCUGAGUGAAAAUGUUAGGGAACUAAAGGAAGGGGCCGUUCUGGGAACUGGACGACUUCUGAAAACUGGAGGACGAGCAUGGGAGCAAGGCCAGGGCCACGACAAGGAAAAUCAGCACUUUCCUUUGGUAGAGAACUAGGGCACGCACGGCCCCAGCACUGGGACUCACCAGGGGCCUAGUGAUAUUCUGUGUCCUCUCACCCCUUCUUUCCCUGGGA
Messenger RNA from Globicephala melas (long-finned pilot whale), 1040 nucleotides. RefSeq names its product cell division cycle associated 3 (gene CDCA3). The record is from RefSeq and is a predicted model, not a curated record. Lineage: Eukaryota; Metazoa; Chordata; Mammalia; Artiodactyla; Delphinidae.